GGGGAGUCCCAUGCCAACUUACCGUGCGGGGGAAGCUAAGCAGGGUCGCCUCGGGUCGGCCCCUGGAGGGGCGACCGGGGAUGCAGGACCCCCGUGUGUUUGCUCCACCCCGGUGAGCCCCCCCACCAGGGCCGGGUCGGGCUCUGCAUCCCGGUGGGGAUGAACGGCGGCGGAGGCGCGGAUCCCCGGUCCCGCUGUUCCCCCGGGGCUCCGGCCCUCUUCAGCCCCUCUCUGAGACCAAGCGCUGCCCGUCGCCGGCCCCGACGGCGGGGGCCGGGCCCGGGGCGGGCCGGGCGUGGGGUGGCUCCGGGGCGGAGCGCGGGCGGUGCCCGCAGCCCCGGGAGCGUUGCGGCGGCGGCGGAGGGUCCCCAUGGCCCUCCCGGCGGAGGCGGCCCGGCUGGACGGGGGCUGGCAGGAGGUCUACUCGGCUCUCCAGUGGAUACAGUUCACCAUGGCCAUGCUCAGGUUCGUCCUCUUUUCUACCUGAGCCUCUCUGACCUAUUGCUGGGCAUGUGCUGGCUCGCUGGGGCGCUUCUCUAUAGCACACCAACCUCCAAGCAGGAUCUCAUCUGCUACAACCUGCAAGCGACGGGACAAGUAUUCUACGUGGCCUCUUUUCUAUACACUGUCAACUACACCUGGCAUCUGUACAUGGACCUAAAGAUGAAAUACAACCAGAACCUUUUCAGGAUGCCCCCCCAGGUUGGAGAUUAUGCCAGUUGCAUUGGCCGAAUAGCAACGAUCUCGUCCAGCCUGAUCCCUUUCCUUCUCAUGGUGCCUGUGUUUCACCUGGGCAACAGCAGUAAUUGCUACCAGAACUUCAGCCAGAAGCACGGGUGUCUCUUGAUGCACACAGAAAUAGCCGUGCCCAGCAACGAGCCACAAACCCUGAGCGGCUCUGUCUGCCGUGCGAUGCAUUUCUAUGGCAUUGGGGUCUUCCUCAUUUCCUUUCUGAUCAGCUUCAUAGCCAUUCUGGUUAUACUCAGUCAAGCCCGAGGCUUGUACAAAAGGUUUGUAAACUCCACGGGAUUCCUGGGGGAUCAGCAGUGGGCCAUGAUUAAGAUGGUAGAACAACGUGUGGUUUUUUACCCCGUCGCAUUCUUCUGCUGCUGGGCCCCAGCUGUCCUCCUUGGAAUACUGAAGCUGACUGUUUCAACCAACAGCAAAAUCUACAUGGCUCUUCUAAUUCUACAGGCUCUGACAGCAGCUUCCCAGGGGCUUCUGAACUGCAUCGUGUACGGCUGGACACAGCACGUCUUCCUCUCCCUCAAACGCAACGCCUGCCGGGACGUUGACACUCAGACUCCUCUCCUGCGCUCCCAGAAGAAGUUCUACGCCAGCACGCUCCCCGCCAGCCCGCCGGACACAGAGGGGUCCACGUCCACCCUGCUCUGAUGAAUCCCUCCGUCGAAGGAGAACAGGCAGCGUCCUAACGAGACCUCCUUAUGUUUUAGCAGUGUCAGCCAGACCCGAUAUCGGGCUGUCUGCUGUGAACUGUCUUGCCAGCAGCAAAGUUAGCUGUAGUGCUGGAGGAGCCUGGGCAGAUCAGUCAGGGACAGACACUUCCGUGAAGAUAGCUAUUUAUUUUUCAGGUUUGUAUGGACUGUAAAUGGAUUCUUUAAACGUGGUAAGUCUUUAGUACAGACUUUGUCCUUAUGGAAAUAGCUCUAGAAGUGCAGCAAAUUAUAUGUAACAGCUCAGAGAUCUGGUACAGCUCCUUUGAGGUCAAAGGAUAUUUUACUUCUCUAAGUAUUUCAGUAAUAUGCUAUUACAAAUUAACAGUAAAGCAAAAGUGAAUAUUUUUCAAUCUCUGACUUUUAAUUCACUGUAAAAAUAAGAACGGGUACCAUACUAAUAGUCAACUGCAAGGAGUGAAAAAUUGUAAAGUAGCAUCAAAAAAUCAGUGCUCACUUCCGUGCCUUGACUUUUUGCACAUUUCCCUUCUGUUCGUCAUGCCAACUCCUGCCCAGCUAAGAUAGAUACACACAAAAAUAAGCUUCUUCAACACAGUGGA
Messenger RNA from Chroicocephalus ridibundus (black-headed gull), 2014 nucleotides. It is a transcript of the gene TMEM116, whose product is annotated as transmembrane protein 116. The transcript is spliced from 10 exons. The record is from RefSeq and is a predicted model, not a curated record. Bases 160 to 1395 code for a protein of 411 amino acids. Gene Ontology annotation, cellular component: plasma membrane. Gene Ontology annotation, molecular function: G protein-coupled receptor activity. Gene Ontology annotation, biological process: adenylate cyclase-activating G protein-coupled receptor signaling pathway. NCBI's taxonomy places the organism in Eukaryota, Metazoa, Chordata, Aves, Charadriiformes, Laridae.